This is a messenger RNA of Haliotis rubra (blacklip abalone), 1504 nucleotides long. RefSeq names its product S-adenosyl-L-methionine:benzoic acid/salicylic acid carboxyl methyltransferase 3-like. Gene Ontology annotation, molecular function: S-adenosylmethionine-dependent methyltransferase activity. Lineage: Eukaryota; Metazoa; Mollusca; Gastropoda; Lepetellida; Haliotidae. The record is from RefSeq and is a predicted model, not a curated record. Gene Ontology annotation, biological process: methylation. Bases 228 to 1451 code for a protein of 407 amino acids. The transcript has 2 exons.
GAAUGUUGGAGUGUGCAUUCGACACUGGCCUAUUUUCACUGUUACACUUGCAACUAGAUCCUUGACAUGACGUAUGUCACAUGACUGCAACCGUGCAAAUCACCUAACUGGUACUCCUUGACGUGGUGACUUGCACGGAUAUAUCGUCUGGUGAAUGUAACUUUAUGCAAUAAGUCUUCAACAGGAUUGCAACGAAUAUUUAUAAAUAGAAAAACACUGCAUCAACAAUGUCCACCAGGAUACUCUUUUCAACGAUAAGAAGAUGUCACUGGUUGAACAAGGGAUUUGCAGCUGUCCCAGUGAGAUACUAUGGAGAUAUUCCAAAAAUAUAUCGCCCGUAUGGAAAAACAGGAGACGGAAACUAUGGAUCAACACUCGGAAAACAAAAUGUUGGAUAUGUCGAACCAGUACGAGAACAGAUUCUCAGUUUGGCCAAAACCCUUCCUUUCACUGACAAGGACUCGGUCUUCAACAUUGCCGACUAUGGUGCAGCUGAUGGUUCUACUGCCAUGGCCAUUUUCCGUGAGUUGUUGGCAACUCUGAAAGAUCAUCAUGGCCCCAACACCCAGUUCCAGGUGAUCUAUGAAGACUUGGAAAUGAACGAUUUCAAUUCCCUCUUCAAACGUAUGUCAGGAAUCAUCCCUGAUCCACCGUCCUACCUCCAGGAAAUGGACAAUGUCUAUGUUCUUGCUUCAGGGACAAACUUCUACAAGCAGUGUGUACCUUCAAACUCUAUCCAUUUCAUGAUGUCAAUGACGUCUGUCCAUUGGCUGUCAAGGACACCAACCACCUUCAAGGACUCGAUUUACAAAGAUGCCAAGAGUAGUACUGAGGAGACGGCUGCACUACACAAGCAAGCCGAGUUGGACUGGGAGACCUUUUUACUGAAAAGAAGUAGAGAACUGAAACGGGGAGGUUUACUUGUCGUAGGUACCUGCGCUGAAUUUGAGGGCAGAAACACUGGAGAAAAUAGAUACAUGCUGCAAUCGUUUAUAGGUCUACUGAACGAGGUAUGGAAAGAAUACAGUAUAACUGGUAAAAUCACCAAAGAUGAGUUCAUAAAUACAAAUUUGUCCUUCUGUUUACCUAACAUGGAGCAGGUCAGAAAACCAUUCGAUGACAAAACGUCACCUGUUUCAAGGUCUGGAUUAAGUCUCUUGUCAGCUGAAGCUGUUGUGAAUCCUGAUGUAUUUUACAACAAUUGGAGAGAGAAGAAAGACAAAGAAGGAAUUGAUGAAAGGGAGGAGUUUGCCAGAAUGUACGUGUAUGCUCACAGGAACUGGAGCAACAGUACCUUCAUGAAUGGUCUCUCAGAUUCCCGAUCACUGGAGGAGAAGGAGCAGAUAGUUGAUGGGCUGUACGACGACAUGAAGAAACGUAUUUCAAGGAUGAACCCUGAAAUAUUCAAGGACGAUUUGAGAUUUAUAUAUCUCGUGAUCAGAAAAGAAUAAUCAUCCAAGAAGUUAUUUAAGAAGAGAAGCUCCCUCAGCAUACAAACAGGAAU